Letharia lupina is the source of this 960-nucleotide messenger RNA. RefSeq lists its product as uncharacterized. The coding region runs from base 1 to 960 and encodes 319 amino acids. The transcript has a single exon. Lineage: Eukaryota; Fungi; Ascomycota; Lecanoromycetes; Lecanorales; Parmeliaceae. The record is from RefSeq and is a predicted model, not a curated record.
AUGUCAAAAUCAACCGGUACAGUCCUUGUGACUGGUGGUACCGCAGGGAUGGGCUAUGAAUGUGCCCUGAAAAUCGCCCAGCAAUGUCCCCAAUAUCAAGUUCUGAUUGCCUCGCGCUCCAACAAUGACAACGCUGCCGUAUCAAUCAACCAAAGAACAGGUCACCGCAACGUCGAAUAUCUCACGCUUGACCUAUCCAAUCUGGUCAGAGUCCGUUCCUUCGCCGCGGACUACGCGAAAAAGGGCUAUCCACAGAUUAAAGCCCUUGUUCUCAAUGCUGGUUUGCAAAUCCUUGAUCUCAACUACACAGAAGACAAGAUCGAGUCCACUUUCGCAAUCAAUCACGUUGGGCAUGCCCUGCUUUUCUACCUCAUGAGAACAUACCUUGCUGAAGAUGCACGCAUUCUCAUCACUUCCAGUGGAACCCACGAUCCAGCUCAGAAGUCUGGGCUUCCGGACGCGGUAUACAAUUCGGCCGAGGAAUUAGCUCAACCUACCAAGGAGACCGGGAAAUACUCCGGGAGACAACGCUACGCCACGAGCAAGCUCUGCAACAUUAUGUGGAUGUACGCUUUGCACAGACGGCUGGAAAGAACUUCAGGCAAGAAGUGGACGGUCAACGCUUUCGACCCUGGUUUGAUGCCCGGGACCGGCUUGACGAGAGAAGCUCCAGCAAUUCUGCAAUUCAUUUGGCACAAAAUCAUGCCCCGGACCAUUUGGCUGCUGCGACUACUCGUCUCUCCGAACAUCCAUUCGCCUCGGGAUUCUGGGGCCUCGCUUGCACGGUUGGCUGUAGGAGAUGAUGUGAAACAAGUCAGUGGAAAGUAUUACGAGGGCCAAAGACCGAUACCGUCCAGCAAGGACAGCCAAGUGGUAGAGAAGCAGGAGGAUCUGUGGGAGUGGACUGUAGAACGGGUCGCAAAGGAUGAUCAAGAGAGGCGCGAUUUUGAGAAUGUCUAG